AUGACGUGGCUAUCUGACCUAGGGAACAGAGUAGGAAUUGGAAUUGGAAUCAAAAGGGGAAAUACCCAGAAAAAUGCAUUCACACCAUUAGAUAAGAAUCCAAAUCUAGGUAUUCUAGCAUUUGAAACAGCUAGAACUAUGUCAAGGCUAUUAUCAAUAUAUAAGUCUCUUACAGAUGAAGAAGUUUUGAAACUACGUAAAGAUUUAAUGAGAUCAGAAGGGAUAUUAUAUUUGAAUUCACGUGAUGAAAGUUAUCUUCUUAAAUUAGCUUGUGCUGAAAGAAUCGAAGAUCUUGAUCGAGUUGUUAUUGCGAUAUCGAGAUUAGGUAAAAAGUGUUAUGAUCCUGGUUUAACUAAGUUUGAUUAUGUCUAUGCUGAUUUGAAAUUUGGGCAGAUUGAUUUAGGUAAGUUAGAAUUUGCAUCAAAAGAAAUUGAUAAAAUUAUUGAUAAAAUGGAGAAAUUUAUAUCAGCGACAUCUUCUCUGUAUACCGGGUUAGAAGCUCUACAUGAAAUGGAAGCAACCGAGCGGAAAAUGAAUCAAUGGAAGAAUCAGAGUACUGCGCUUUCUUCGAAGUCGAAUACGGUUAUUUUCGAUCAGAAGUUGUCCUGGCAAAGACAGCAAGUUAGGCAUUUGAGAGAUGUUUCUUUGUGGAAUCAAACAUUUGAUAAAAUCGUUGGACUAAUGGCGAGAAUUGUUUGUAUUGUUUAUGCAAGGAUAUGUGUGGUUUUCGGGCCGUAUCAUUCUAUUCUUCCAGCGGUUGCAAAAGGUAAACACAAUAGAGGUUAUUCGCAACCUAUAGCUGAAUAUGAUCAUAAAGAACAACAAGUGAUGAUAUCGAAAUCAGGUCCGAUAUUAAAACCUAUAUCAAAACAUGGCUUAGUAAGGUUUUGGAGUAGAGAAUCGAAACCGGCACGAGAUGAAAAUAUUGGAUUAGGAAUGGGGUUUAAAGAGAAUCCAUAUAUUGGGUUUUCAGGAAUUGGAAAGCCGAGUACUAACUUAAUGCAACAAGCUUCAUCGACUACGGUCGGAGGUUCUGGAUUGGCAAUGAGAUAUGCAAAUGUAAUAAUACUAUUGGAAAGAUAUUUGAGUUCUCCAUCUUCUAUAAGUGAAUAUGCAAGAAAAUAUUUAUAUCAAAUGUUACCUGAUAAUCUUCAAGUUCGAGUAACAACGAAAUUAAAGAAUUUGUUAAGAAAAGAAGAUGAAACGGAUUGGUGGGAUGAUGAUUCUCUUGCACAAGGGUUAAAAGAUGGGUUGAGUGUAAUAUUAGGGUGGCUAGCUCCAAUGGCACAUAAUACAGUUAAGUGGCACACGGAAAGAAAUUUCGAGAAACAGAAUUUUGACGCCAAACCUACUUUUUUGCUGAUACAAACAUUGUAUUUUGCUGAAAGAGAGAAAGUUGAAGCUGCCAUUGUUGAAGUUUUGGUUGGUCUGAGUUGCAUUUGUAGGUAUGAAUUAAUGUGUCAAUAUUCUGUGUGA
Papaver somniferum (opium poppy) is the source of this 1476-nucleotide messenger RNA. RefSeq lists its product as uncharacterized. The record is from RefSeq and is a predicted model, not a curated record. Gene Ontology annotation, biological process: positive regulation of growth. The transcript has a single exon. Bases 1 to 1476 code for a protein of 491 amino acids. NCBI's taxonomy places the organism in Eukaryota, Viridiplantae, Streptophyta, Magnoliopsida, Ranunculales, Papaveraceae.